GCUCCAGCUGUUUCCGAGAGUCCUUAAGGUCUUAUUUGAUUCCGGCUUCCAGCACUCGUUUACCAUGAUGUUUAUUCUUUCUACCUGCGAGUAGCCGUCUCUCCCAGCUGAGCAACCAACCAACUAAGCGGUCAGCCGAAAAUAGAACCAUAGGCACCUACAUUAUUCAAAGCAUGCCUUGGUUAAUACAACCUUGGUUAAUACAAUUGUUUCCCGCUAGUCCUUUGUACGCGAUAGUUUUUCUCAAUUUGCAGGUGUGAGGGAGAUAGAAGCUUGAGACUUGAAGUCUUGAGAAGUAGACCGGAUAGAUAAAAUUUAAUACGAAUCGAUAAUGCCUUCAACUACCAUCAACAACUACUUCGGGGAGGUUCCGAAAGUACAUAACCUUGGAUCGAAAUGCCGGUUCGCCCCGAUAUCCCAUCCCCCUUGUUCCUCCGACAUCGACGAAAUUCCGCCGGUAAACGCCCAUUACUUUUACGCGUCUUCCGUUCCCAUCGAUGAGCCUCUUUCCACCACUCCUAUUGCUGUUGCUGCCGAUCCCAAAUCUAUCAGGAGUAGCCUCCGUCCAUUCUCACCAGGGGACAACAACGCGAUAGAGAAAGCCUGGUUGAGUCUCGCUUCGGACGCCUAUCGCCAGAACCACUCCAAUGCCCGGCAGAACCGACCUCCUAGCCCUCCACUUGCUAAAGCAAAUAGCGAGAAGCUACGUAGUAUCGUACGCCAACUAGCUGUGGAACAUGCUGAAAAGCAUGCACGCGAAGGCCCCUCGCGGGAAAAGGUCCAGCCUUUAAUUGAAGCUCUGCCGGAGCUAGAGACUGCCGCGCUCUUAUGCUGCAAAGAGCUUCUUGUUGAUGUCGGUGUUGCUCUACGGAUAUCCUUCUGUGCUGUCGCUAGGCGAAGGCAACAGGAGCUUAACCGAGAUAUGGUUGCUCAAGCUGUUAUGAGUGAGAUGAAUACGUUGCAUACCGAUUCAACGGCUUCCGUCACAGAACGCCGUGCGCCGCCUGACAACAUGCCUUCAAGCCAGUCGCCAAUCGACUCUGUGAUGCGAUCAAAUCAGCUUAAUGAACGGCCCAAUAGCCAGCCUUCAAGCAUAACGUCACAGUCCCCAACGACAGCUCAGUAUCCCUCAAUCGACAGAAGCGCCAAUGUGCCAGUCCCUACGAAGUCUUCGUUAGUGGAUGAUGGUAUCUCAGGUAGACCAUUUGUCCGCGUAGGCACGCCGGAAACUCCGAUUAAUUCUCCACCGGCGUCAUUUCCGAGGGCGAGUACUUUUCACCCCAGCAAGCUUGUUGAGGAGAUGAGGAUUGAAGAAGCCAGGUCGCCUCGUCCUACGCCGGUAGAGAACCCCUCCCCCUCCCCUAAGCCUGUGGAAGCUUCAAAGGUGGUUUCGCGCGAAGUGACGGUUGGUGUCUCCAGGUUACAUGAAGUAUCUCUCCCUGCGUUACAGAUGAAGCCUAUAUACUGGUCUCCUGUUAAUGAUAUUGCUGCCGUUCUCCGAGCUACUUGGUUCUACAGAGAUGAUAUGAGGCCAAUUGAUCCCACUGUAGCUAAUCAGCUAGAAGCUGGAUAUCGAGAGCUCAAGCCCCACACUGAGACGUGGAACGAUGAGCUCAGAUGUGCCGUAGAAGUUGGCCCUCUAGGCGAGGAAAAAGUCUCGCAUCCCUUAUGGCCAAAGGCACUGGGCAAGUCUUCUAAAAAGGUCGACGAUUUGAUGGAGCCACCCAUAUCUAGCAAUCCAUUUUGUGCAGCUCGUUGUUUCCAUGGAGAAGCAGCAGCUGAGGGUAGUCUGAUACCCUCUCCAAACGAAGACAACUCCUCUCCUGUUCCAACCCACAAGAAGUUCGAGCAAUAUCAUGUAAUAUACAAAGAUCACACUACGGCGUAUUUACUAAAGCCAAGCCUGAAGCCAUCGGCAUAUUACGGUCGCCGCCCAGUAGCAAAGAUAAUGAGAGGCAUUACCGUUGGCAUCCCGGUAGUAAGAGGCUUUAACUAUGAGGCAUGGAUGAGAAAGCACAAGAAGCAGGAGCAACAAUAUCAACAAGCCCUAUCAGGUUUCAAUAGUUCGCAAGAAAAUGAUAGGAAUGACGCCUGCCCAGCCUGCAAGGCUGAUGAAGAGCGGGCGCAGGUCACAGAUCUGGUUCUAGUCGUUCACGGCAUUGGCCAGAAGUUGGCAGAGCGAGUAGAGAACUAUCACUUUACCCACGCCAUAACUGCCUUUCGUCGAGCUGUUAAUACCGAACUUCAUAGUGACGCGGUAAAGGGAGCAUUGAGACGAGGACAAAACUCUAUCAUGGUUCUUCCAGUGAAUUGGAGGCAAAACCUAUCGUUCGAGGAUGGCGGGCCAAUGAAGGAGGAAGAUAAAGAGCACUAUACACCUGGCAACUUCACUUUAAAGGAUAUCGAGCCCAAGACGAUUCCUGCCGUCCGGAGCAUGAUAUCAGAUGUCAUGUUCGAUAUUCCCUUUUAUAUGUCACAUCAUAAACCCAAGAUGGUAGCAGCUGUGGUUAGCGAAGCGAAUCGCGUUUACAGACUCUGGUGCCGAAAUAACCCCGGCUUUGCGGAGAAAGGACGGGUUCAUCUGAUCGGCCAUUCGCUCGGCAGCGUCAUGUGCAUUGAAGUGUUGUCGAGACAGCCGACUACUCCACCAGUCCUAGAGCUCACGGCGCCACUCCAGUUAAAUCAUUUCGAAUUUGACACCAAGAAUUUGUUUCUUCUCGGCAGUCCUGUUGCUUUCUUCCUAUUGUUAGAAAGGGGUGCGUUACUACCAAGGAAAGGGCGCCGGAAACCAGGGGCAGACCCCAACGAUAUUUUGUCGAAAGACGUCGUUGGGGAUGCCGGACUGUUCGGAUGUAUCGCCGUGGAUAACAUCUAUAACAUCAUGGCCAGGGAAGAUGCUGUUGCGUAUCUACUCAACGGCACCUUAGAUCCGAUGUACGCGGCCAGCUUGAAAACAGCAUAUGUGCCGAGUACAUCGACGUCUUUCCUACACUCUGUAGGGCAUGCGAUGAUGAGUAUCGUCCCUGGAGUUGGGUCUUCCACGGCAGCUAAUGGCGUAAAUGCGCCGGUUCCAAGGCCGCCGACGAUGCGUCUCCCCUCGCAACUCGAACUCGAAGUCCACGAUUUCUCACGUGAGGAGAUUGCCGAGAAGAAGGCUUUCCUCCUUAACGACAACGGUCAGAUCGACUAUUUCCUGCGGUCAGGUGGCGGCCCGCUCGAGCUACAGUAUCUGAACAUGCUAAGCGCGCACACCAGUUACUGGGUAAACCACGAUCUUAUCCGCAUGCUAUGCAUGGAGAUCGGGCGGAACCCUGGAAAGGCGAAUACGCUACCCGCGAUGAGGGCGGUUAAGGCUACGAAACGGGUUAUACCUUCGGCAGUCUGAAUAAAAUAUUUGUCUUAUUUACGAUUUACAUUUGU
Daldinia loculata is the source of this 3420-nucleotide messenger RNA. Its product is annotated as DDHD domain-containing protein. Gene Ontology annotation, molecular function: glycerophospholipase activity; metal ion binding. Gene Ontology annotation, cellular component: cytoplasm. The coding region runs from base 332 to 3385 and encodes 1017 amino acids. Lineage: Eukaryota; Fungi; Ascomycota; Sordariomycetes; Xylariales; Hypoxylaceae. The record is from RefSeq and is a predicted model, not a curated record. The transcript has 2 exons.